Messenger RNA from Akanthomyces muscarius, 1497 nucleotides. RefSeq lists its product as uncharacterized. Lineage: Eukaryota; Fungi; Ascomycota; Sordariomycetes; Hypocreales; Cordycipitaceae. The record is from RefSeq and is a predicted model, not a curated record. The transcript has 5 exons. The coding region runs from base 1 to 1497 and encodes 498 amino acids.
AUGCAUGCUUGGCGUCUAUCGCUCGCGUAUGAGAUGACACUCAGCUGGUGGGCUGGAGGCGCCGCACCGCACCGGGCACCAUGCAACCAUGAAACCGUCGGCGCAACUGCGUACCAUAUUCACAUACUUCAUGCCUACACUGCUUCGCGCAAUACGGCGGACACAUUCUACUCUGUAGCAAACACGAGUAUCGUCAGCCACAAAUACAACAGUACCUACGCUUUGAACCGUUACAAAAGCAUGGGAUUGGGCAAAUCUUUUGCUGGCGCCGUCGCGCUGGCUACUCUCAGCUCAAUCGGUGCCCUCGCAGCCAGUGAGCCUCACUGCGUCGGCGACAACUCAAAAAUCUGCUUCAGCUGGGGCGUUCCAGAAUCAGCCAUUAAGGGUGGCUCCGGCAACGUCUACUUCCAACUCCGCGCGCCCAACACCUACGAAUGGGCGGCCCUCGGCAUCGGCAGCCAGAUGAGGGGCGCCGAGAUCUUCCUCAUGUACCAAGACGGCAGCGGCAACGUCACGCUCAGCACACGAUCCGGCGUCGGGCACGUCAUGCCCCAGUACACGCAGCGCUCCGAGGUUGAGCUGCUCGCCGGCUCCGGCGUGGUGAAUGACGAAAUGGUGGCCAAUGUCCGCUGCGGCGACUGCCAGAGCGCCAGCCUCACGGGCUCCAGUGGCUGGAUAUCGGCGUGGAAGACCGGCCAGGCCAUCAACUCGCAGGACAAGAGCGCGCGCAUCGACUAUCACGACGACCACUCCAUCUUCCAGAUCGACCUGAGCCAGGCCUCUAUCACCUCCGAUGCGAACCCGUUCACGGGUACCGAUGGAGGCAGCAACCCCAAUGGCAACAACACCAGCGGCGACGGUAACGGCGGCGGCAGCGGCGGCGGCAACAUUGUCUCGCCAGGUGGCGGAUCUGGUUCGCCUGUUUCGAGCACACUACUCUAUGGCCAUGGAGUUCUGAUGAUGAUUGUCUGGGUCAUCCUGUAUCCUGCCGGAGCCUUGAUGAUGCCUUUCAUCGGCAAGUGGAUAUUCCACGCUGCGUUUCAGACGAUGGCUUUCCUGGCCAUGUGGGCAGGUCUAGGCCUGGGCUAUGUCCUGGCCCAUCGACUUGGUAUUUUCUGGCAAAACACACACACGCGUCUUGGAAUCAUCGUGUGUGCUUUGAUGUUCCUGCAGCCGAUUCUGGGUGCCUUGCACCACACGAGCUACAAACGCCAAGGACGUCGUGGUGCUCUGAGUCAUAUCCAUGUUUGGUACGGCCGUGCGCUCAUCAUUCUGGGCAUCAUCAAUGGCGGCCUGGGCCUUAAGCUGGCCAGCGCUGGCAUGGCUUUCCGCACUGCGUACAUUGUGCUCGCUGCUGUCAUUGCUGGACCUUACUUUCUCUCCAUUCCCUGGCUCGAGAUGAGAAAGGCCAAACGGGCUAAGAGUGAAGGCACCGGCAGCCCUUCUCGCAAGGGCCUGACGGCAAGAGCUGGCUCAGACGAAGCCUCGAGUCGGUAG